UUGUACACAUGCUUUUUUCAGUUAUACUACCGGAUUUCGCAACUUAACUGUCGUCCUAUAGCAGAGGAUAAAGAAGCAUCAUCGAUCAAUCGCGAUCUCGUCAGCACUAGAGAGGCCAUGAGGGAGGUCAAUUCCGCCCCUGUGGCGGCCUGCGUAAAGAAGUUGAAUGAUGUUAAAAAUGAACGUGACCAGCUUCGUGCUGAGAAUGCUUUACUCCGUAAGAAAUUAGGCAUUCCCCCUGGCACUUCUUGGAUUGUACUGACAUUGAUACUGAGCAUUUUGACCCUUCACCACCGCCGGCUGAAAUUGAGCUAUGACUAUAACAGUGUACUCAACGUGUUAUGCCAUCUUGAUGUAGGUUGUUUCCCAGUGGCUGUGUAUAGAUUAGGAAGUCCCAUGAAAGGGAAAAAUAGGCUGCUUAAGGUCAUAAUGCCUUCUUCGUAUUACCAGCGCAUGGCUGUGCGGCGUGCUCCUCGACUUCGGAGUCCCUCAGUGAAGCCUGAGAGAAAAAGACGUCGAGAAGAACGUCUUCAUUACCAAAGUCCAGUCGUCAAGCACUUGGUGUUCACACUUCAGAUGCUUUUUCACAUUCCAACCUCGCAUCACAGGGAAACUGAUUUCCUUUCCCCGGCAUUAUUCUAUUCGAACAUUAGAUCUUUUCCAAAGAAUUGUUCAUUUCUUGACCUUGUCAUCCGUGAUAGGUUCGAUCUCUAUCUAUUCACUGAGACCUGGUUAAAAAAAGCCCAUUCUGUCCCAUCCAUGCUCAGCGAUUGGAUUAGUGAUUACUCUAUUGUACGUUGUGAUAGGGCGCGCAGAACUGGUGGAGGGGUUGCUAUGAUGAUCAGAAAAACUGUAGUGGCUCACAUUGGGUCGUUACUUGAGGCGACUUCAGAGGCGUUGGAAUUACAACAACUUCUACACUCAAACAUCAUAGAGGCAUGCCUACGAGCUCAUGACAUUGUGGUUUCGGAGGUGUAUUAUCUUGCAGAUGAAACGGGAUUCUCAACAGCAUCUUCCUGA
Molecule: messenger RNA, 1020 nt
Organism: Cooperia oncophora
Lineage: Eukaryota; Metazoa; Nematoda; Chromadorea; Rhabditida; Trichostrongylidae
Source: the annotation of a GenBank genome assembly